AUGGAUAUCGUGGAUAUUGUGGAAAUGGUGGAGGUCAUGGGCAUUGCCCUGGGAGUCAUAGGAUUAAUACUUACCAUCGUGAUCUGUGCACUCCCCACCUGGAUAGAGACAACCUUCAUAGCAGAUAACUUUAUCACCACAGAGGUGUACUUGCGCGGGCUGUGGAUGAGUUGUGUGACCCAAAGCACGGGACAGACACAGUGUAAUGUGCACAACUUAAGGGGGAACAGGCCCCCCAGUAUGGAGUAUGCCGGAGCCAUGAUCCUCACUGCCAUCAUCCUGGGAGUUCUGGGGGUCACGGUCUCCAUGGUUGGAGCCAAGUGCACCAACUGCAUCAAAGAACAAACGUCUCAGGCCAAGUUGAUAAUUAUCUCUGGAAUACUUUUCUUGCUGGCCGGAAUUCUCAUCCUCUUCCCUGUUUCCAUGGUAGCCAGAUCAUUUAACAGUGACUACUCCAUGUUGAUCGGAGGGAAGGCUGAGCUGGGGGCCUCGCUGUACUUCGGCUGGGGGGCGGCCGCCCUUUUCCUGAUUGGAGGUUUCAUACUGUGCAUCACUGUGGGAGUCUUUGGAUGGAUGAUGGGAAUCUGUGGAUGGGUAGUCUCCCUAGUGCCCUGUUAUAUGACUAUUUUCGGCCCAUAUUGGGAAAUACCGAUGGAUAUGCUGAAGAUCACCUGCAUCUCCACCAUCCUGGGAGCUCUAGGAGUGAUGGGGUCCAUCUUUGGGACCAAGUGA
This is a messenger RNA of Coregonus clupeaformis (lake whitefish), 732 nucleotides long. Its product is annotated as claudin-4-like. The transcript has a single exon. Lineage: Eukaryota; Metazoa; Chordata; Actinopteri; Salmoniformes; Salmonidae. The record is from RefSeq and is a predicted model, not a curated record. Gene Ontology annotation, molecular function: structural molecule activity. Bases 1 to 732 code for a protein of 243 amino acids. Gene Ontology annotation, biological process: bicellular tight junction assembly; cell adhesion. Gene Ontology annotation, cellular component: bicellular tight junction; plasma membrane.